Messenger RNA from Lycium barbarum (goji berry), 1143 nucleotides. RefSeq names its product probable WRKY transcription factor 12. The record is from RefSeq and is a predicted model, not a curated record. Gene Ontology annotation, molecular function: sequence-specific DNA binding; DNA-binding transcription factor activity. Lineage: Eukaryota; Viridiplantae; Streptophyta; Magnoliopsida; Solanales; Solanaceae. The coding region runs from base 234 to 911 and encodes 225 amino acids. Gene Ontology annotation, biological process: regulation of DNA-templated transcription. The transcript has 4 exons.
AUUACAUUCUUUCUAUCGUUUACCAGUUGACAAGAGAAGAACUUUAAACUCCGAUGUUGGUGAAAGAAAAAACAUCAUUCGACCUGAAACCCCACACGGCGUACGAAUACAUGCAAUUGACGAAAUACAUCAGCCAAUAAUUUCACCAUCACAAGAAGAAUAAGCAACUGAAGAAGAAGAAAAAAUUGUUCAAAAGGUCAUCAACAAAAGUUUGGAAUAAAACUAAAGGAAGAAUGGAAAGGGGUGAAGAAAGGGAGUUAAACAACUACAAUUUACAAGUCUCUGCCAAUAAUAUCCAUGAAUUGGGAUUUGUACACUUUGCAGAUCAUAACCAGGUGAUGAGCUUCUUAGCUCCUUCAUCACAGUCUUCUCAAAUAUCUCAGUCUCUUCAAGCUAGCCUUACGCCUCCCACUACCACCACAAACGUCGCCGCCUCCUCAAAUAAUAUUAGCAGUGCCCUAGGGUUUAACCACAAUGAACUUGUCCAUAGACCAUCUUGGAAUAACGACCAGGUGGAAACACUAGAUCCCAAGGCUGUUAAUGACGAAAAUUGCAGCGGUAAUGCUAGCGAGGGUAACAAUUCAUGGUGGAAGGGUUCAUCCUCAGAUAAAGGAAAGGUGAAGAUAAGGAGAAAGCUGAGAGAACCAAGGUUUUGUUUCCAAACAAGGAGUGACAUUGAUGUUCUUGAUGAUGGAUACAAAUGGAGAAAAUAUGGUCAGAAAGUUGUCAAGAACAGCCUUCAUCCCAGGAGUUACUAUCGAUGUACACAUAGUAAUUGUCGAGUGAAGAAGAGGGUGGAACGACUUUCAGAAGAUUGCCGUAUGGUAAUAACUACGUAUGAAGGUAGACACAACCAUUCUCCUUGUGAUGAUUCUAACUCUUCUGACCAUGAUUGUUUCACCUCUUUCUAGAUAAUCAGAAAGCUUCUGUAGUAUAUACCUCUUUCAAACCAUAUAUUUAUUAUAGCAUUAUAAGGAACACCAACAAUAUCACAACGAAUCAUAUAUUUGUGCCUAUCUUCAUGUUAUUAUUGGUGGAUUUUAAUUAGUUACUACAGAUUUCUUUUUAUUGUUAUGUAUGGUCCAAUAUUAUGUCAUGAAGGCAAUCAUUUUUAUUUAAUAUUGGACAAAUCUUGUUCAUUCA